AUGUUCAGUGUGAUUCAAGGUGUUAGUGAAUUAUCGCAAUUCAAUACAAUUCGAAAUGAUUAUGAAACGUUCCGACUUCAUUACACCUUCACAGUGGUUCUCCUGCUGACUUUCAGUGUCGUUGUCACGUCCACUCAAAUCGUUGGAAACCCCAUCACUUGCGACUACAAACGCGAGGACUCAAUGAAAAAAAUUAUGAAUACUUAUUGUUGGAUCCACGCAACUUUCUUGAAUCCUGCUGCUUUCAACAAGAGUGUUGGUUCCGAAGUCCCACAUCCUGGCAUUGAUUCAACACCCGUUUCACCUAAUUUCCACUUCUACAAAUAUUAUCAGUGGGUCUACUUCAUGUUCUUUCUUCAAGCCAUCCUCUUUUACAUCCCGAGAUGGCUUUGGAAAACCUGGGAAGGAAGGAAGAUGGAAACACUGACGGGUGCCUUCGACAAUAUUCUUGUCAGUGAAUUGGAAAAGAAGAAGAAAAUGGAAUGCUUAAUCAUAUACAUAGUGAAGACCUGGAAAAUGCACAACUGGUACGCUGCGAAAUACAUGAUUUGUGAACUCUUGUCCCUCAUCAACGUCGUCGGUCAGUUAUUUAUUCUACAUCGAUUCUUCGAUGGGAAAUUUUUAAGAUUCGGUAUAGAAGUGGUGAGAUAUGCCGUUUCAUUCCGGUACUCCUCAGCUUCCGAAGCCACGGGAGAGCAAAGGAUGGACCCGAAGAUCAUGCUGUUUCCUCACGUUACUAGAUGCAUAUUUCGCAAGUAUGGAAAAGGGUCGAAUAUCGAAAAUCAUGAUGCUCUAUGUGUUAUGACUCUCAAUAUACUGAACGAAAAAUUCUACAUAUUUUUAUGGUUUUGGCUGGUCUUCUUAUCUUUAUUGACAACCAUGGCCUUUAUAUCGAAUCUUCUCUUACUCUUCAGCCCACUUCUGCGUUCACACGUGAUAUUUAUUCGUACUCGUUCCGUAAAUCGAAGAACAAUCCAUGAGCUUCUAAGAAGAGGAACUUUCGGUGACUUUUUUCUUUUGGACCUUCUUAGCUUAAAUAUGGACCGUUUCUUAUUUAAAGACGUCAUUACAGAAGUUUCAACUCGACUUCCAGAUAAGGAUAUCAUUCUUAAAUUUUGA
Molecule: messenger RNA, 1119 nt
Organism: Argiope bruennichi
Lineage: Eukaryota; Metazoa; Arthropoda; Arachnida; Araneae; Araneidae
Product: innexin shaking-B-like
Exons: 2
Coding region: 1-1119 (372 amino acids)
Cellular component (GO): gap junction; plasma membrane
Molecular function (GO): gap junction channel activity
Source: RefSeq, a predicted model, not a curated record